GAUUACGAUUACUCGGUGCUAUGUAUUUUUAUUCACAAGGAUGCACCCCCAGGAGUCGGCCCAUGCACGCUGCCUUUGACUUUCCGCCUUUUCCUGCCAGAAUCCCAGCCAUGGGAGCCAUGGCAGCCAUGGCAGCCCAUCAAUGCCAUGGCAGCGGCUCUGGGCAAUGUUGAACCUCAGGCCAAAUGUCCUCCGUAGCUUUUCUCAACCCUCCAUAAACCUCUCUCCGCCUCCCCCUUCGGUUCCUUUUAUCUUGCCUGUGUGCUCCGUCCUCUAUCCUCCCCUCCUGUCCCUAACAUCGCUCGCUGGUGGCCCCCAGAGCGUACCCCAACACUAGCGAGCCCCUGUUCCCUACGUACGGAGUGCAGCCUCAUCCUUCCGAUAGCCCGCCCUGGCACCUUUCCUCUUGCAUGGCAUGCCUUCGAUCCCGCCGCAGCUCUCGCACCUGCGACGCUCCCUCCUCCCCUCCGCAGACUCGUCCAGCGCCGGCGCGAGGAGAGAUGGGAGACAGAACGUGACUUGGGUCGAGGGCGUCCGCGGAGUAGCCUCAUUCUUCGUCGUCGUCACCCAUCUCUGCCGCGCAUGGGAUUACUCGCUGUGGUUCCCCAGGGACAGCGAGGAUGCUGCUCCCAGGCUCCUCCAGCUGCCCUUCCUCCGACUUCCCUGGCAGGGCCGCAUAGGAGUCACCAUGUUCGCUUUCCUGACGGGCUACGUCUGCGCCAUCAAGCCUCUCCGCCAGGCCAAAUCCGGUAAUACGUCGGCUGCCCUCUCCACGCUGGCCAAAUCCGCCUUCCGCAGGCCGCCGCGCUUGAUCCUCCCCUCGACGAUUGCCAUCCUCGUCGCCUGGUUCUUUGCUCAGAUUGGAGGCUUCACCGUCGCCCACCGCUGCGACUCGGAGUGGUUGAGGACCUCGAGUCCUCAGGAUAUCGGAAGUCUGGACACGGAGAUUCCCCGUCUGUUCAGACAGUUGCAGAGGAACUGGGUGGAGAAUCACAACGACUACGACGACCAUCAAUGGGCCUUGGAGCCCCUCCUCCGAGGCGCCUUCAUGAUCUACGUUGUCCUUUUUGCGACCAUGUACAUGAAGAACAAGUUCCGGACAUUCACUCUCUUGGUGCUCUUAUGCUGGCACUGGCUGGACUACACCGGAUUUGUUGAAACCUUCGCCCUCCAGUUCCUCUACGGCGUCCUCCUCUGCGACAUGGGCUCCGAGCCCUGGUUCCGCGACCUCUGCGCCCGCUGGCCCAACACCCGCCGUGCCGUCCAAACCCUCCUCAUCCUCCUCGGCAUCUACGUCGCCGGCUACCCGCUCGAGCGCCCCGAAUGGUCCACCUGGUCCUCCCAGCUACAAUGGCUGGGCACCUACAUCUUCCCGCCCGACGCGGAUUGGCCCCGCCGGUGGACGGCCGUGGGCUGGGACAUGGCCGUGACGGGCAUCUGGCUGUCCCCGACGCUGCAGUCCAUGUUCAGCAACGGCAUGUUCAUGUGGCUGGGACGCAAUAGUUUCGCCGUCUACCUCACCCACGGGACCGUACUGCGCGUCUUCGCCGCCCGGUUGAUCUACGGCUGGUCCGGGCAGCCGUAUUCGGUCGAGAAGGACGAGAAAGGCGAGGAUGUGUAUCAUUAUAUCCCCCGACCGGGCACGGGUGUAUUCAUGAUCGCCAUUCCCGUCUUCUUCCUCGUCGAGUAUACGAUUGCGAGUCUGUGGACGACGUAUGUGGAUGCGUGGUGUGCGCGGCUGACCAAGUCGUUGGAGGAUGCCGUGUUUGACAAUGAGGAGGAGGGCGAGAAGAGGGGGAUGCAGUUUGCAUAGAGCAGCGAGCAGAAAAGAAGAAGACGAGGAGGAAAAGGGAAAAACAUAUUUAUUGACCGGACUCUAGACAUCCGUAUUCGCGCCGCUGCAUCCGCGAAACCUCAUUUGUAUGGGGUUGCUACACUUCUUCGACACACUACCAUCGCCAUUUACAUCCGAAUGGCCACUUUUUUUCAUCGUGUAUAUAGAUUGCGACACGCAUCCGCUACGACUACUCUUCAUUCAUUGGAAACCGGACGCAUGGACGGACGGAUGGACGGCGCAUGCGGCGUAUAUUCUUUCUUCUUCAAGACGCAGACCUUCCUUUGCGGAGUCAUCAGUUUGUUCUAGUCUUUUUCUUUUUUUGGGAUUCCUGCAUGCAUUUUCUUGGGGUGGGUGUGGGCAAUUAAAUAAGAGGGAUAUAUGUAUAUAGUUCCACUUAGUACGUAGCCUACUAACAUUAGAAGGCAGCUAGUACCGGGAAAGAUGUCGAAUGCUACUUAAUAUGUGUGGA
Messenger RNA from Westerdykella ornata, 2306 nucleotides. RefSeq lists its product as uncharacterized. The record is from RefSeq and is a predicted model, not a curated record. Gene Ontology annotation, cellular component: membrane. Gene Ontology annotation, molecular function: acyltransferase activity, transferring groups other than amino-acyl groups. Bases 416 to 1813 code for a protein of 465 amino acids. Lineage: Eukaryota; Fungi; Ascomycota; Dothideomycetes; Pleosporales; Sporormiaceae. Gene Ontology annotation, biological process: polysaccharide biosynthetic process. The transcript is spliced from 3 exons.